Cornus florida is the source of this 2713-nucleotide messenger RNA. RefSeq names its product factor of DNA methylation 1-like. Bases 298 to 2205 code for a protein of 635 amino acids. The record is from RefSeq and is a predicted model, not a curated record. Gene Ontology annotation, biological process: gene silencing by siRNA-directed DNA methylation. The transcript has 8 exons. NCBI's taxonomy places the organism in Eukaryota, Viridiplantae, Streptophyta, Magnoliopsida, Cornales, Cornaceae.
AGUGGUAUGUGCCAAAAACCAUCAGAAUCAGGAGAAAUGCCACUGAUUUUCUAGGGUUUCCGUUGUUUUGGAGAUGGAGUGACAGAGAUACACACAUACAUAUAGAUAGAGACGGUUUUGGCUUAUCGUCACGGUUUAUUAGGUAUUCUUCGCCGUCUCUGCCGCUACAACAACACCAUUUCUGGCGGCGGAACUUGCAGGGGUCUAUCUAUGACGAAGAAAAUCACCUGAUCUCGAUUUUUCCCUUUCUAGAACUCUCUCUCCACAAAUUGGUAUCAUCGCCAUUGCUGAGGUUAGAUGGACUACAGUUUGGAAGAUUCGGAUAUAAGCGAGUCAGAGAUAAGUGACUAUGCAGAGAAACCUUAUGAGCAACUGAGGACUGGAAAAUACAAGGUAAAGAGCACAAAUGGCACCCUUAGGUGUCCCUUCUGCGCUGGAAAGAAGAAACAGGACUACAAAUACAAGGACCUUCUUCAACAUGCUUCAGGAGUGGGUAAAGGUUCCUCUAAUAGAAGUGCAAAACAGAAGGCGAAUCACCUUGCUCUAGCAAGACUUUUGGAAACUGACCUAGCCAAUGAGGUGGAGCAACCACAGCGUGUGAUUAAACCAGAGCCUGUACCUCAAAAUGCUGUGCAGAAUGAUCUGUAUUGUUGGCCUUGGACUGGAGUCAUCAUGAAUAUAAAGAAUGAGCCAAAGAACGGAAAAGAUUUGGGCAGCAGUGAAUAUUGGUUGAGAAAGUUCUCUAAAUAUAAACCUCUAGAGGUUGAGAUUUUUUGGGAUGGCCAGCAGCAAACUGCCCAAGCAAUUGUGAAAUUUGAUAAUGAUUGGACUGGUUUCAAGAAUGCCAUGGAAUUCGAGAAGUCUUUUGAGGCUGAUCACCAUAGUAGAAAGGAAUGGAGUAGUGGGAAAAGUCUUCCAGGUUCAGAUAUUUAUGGAUGGUUUGCUCGUGCUGAUGAUUAUAAUUCAGACGGUCCAGUGGGAAAUUAUCUUCGUAAGAAAGGAGAGUUGAAGACAAUCUCUAAUCUUGUUCAGGAGGCGACUCAGGAUAGAAACAAGAUUGUGGCAAAUCUUGCCAAUGAGAUUGAUAUGAAAAAUGAAAACCUUGAUGAAUUACAGUACAAGUAUAAUGAGAAGACUAUGUCUCUUAGUAGGAUGCUUGAGGAGAAAGACAUGCUACACCAUGCUUUCUAUGAAGAAACCAGGAAGAUGCAGCGGCUCGCACGAGAACAUGUUAGAAGGAUAUUGGAUGAGCAGGAGAUGCUUAAUUAUGAGUUGGAUAACAAGAGGAAAGAGCUUGAUUCUUGGAGUAAAGAGCUGAACAAACGUGAGGCUCUAACUGAACGUGAGAGACAGAAACUUGAUGAGGAGAAGCAAAAGAAUUCUGUGAGAAACAAUUCACUUCAAAUGGCUUCCAUGGAGCAAAAACGGGCUGAUGAAAAUGUCUUGAGGCUGGUUGAAGAGCAAAAGAGGGAAAAGGAGGAAGCUUUAAGUAAAAUACUUGCAUUGGAAAAGCAGCUUGAUGCUAAACAGAAAUUGGAGAUGGAAAUUGAAGAGCUAAAAGGAAAACUGCAGGUGAUGAAACAUCUGGGAGAUGAAGAUGAUGCAGCAGUUCAAAAUAAGAUGAAAGAUAUGACUGAAGAACUGGAGCAGAAAAUUGAUGAAAUGGGUGAUUUGGAAAAUUUAAAUCAAACUCUUAUUGUCAAAGAACGCCAAAGUAAUGAUGAGCUGCAAGAAGCUCGUACAGAAUUGAUUGCGGGCUUGAGCGAUAUGUUGACUAUUGGUCGCAACACCCUAAUUGGGAUAAAGAGAAUGGGAGAAAUAGAUGUGAAGCCUUUUCAGAACACUUGCAAGCUAAAAUUUCCACCUGAAGAAGCACAAAUCAAGGCCUCAGAACAAUGCUCUCUGUGGCAGGAAAGCCUGAAAAAACCAGAAUGGCAUCCAUUUAAAAUACUGUUUGUUGAGGGAAAGCAUCAGGAAGUCAUAGAUGACGAUGAUAAGAUGCUGCGAAAUCUCAGGGAGGAAUGGGGAGAGGACAUAUUUGAGGCAGUCACAACAGCCUUGAAAGAGAUGAACGAAUAUAACCCCAGUGGAAGGUAUGUGGUGUCUGAGCUAUGGAAUUUCAAGGAAAAAAGGAAAGCCACUCUGAAGGAAGUAAUUAGUUACAUUUUGAAGAAUUUGAAGACACUUAAGCGCAAGAGACAAUGAGCUUAAGGUGAUGCAGAAAAAGGUUAGAGGUGAACGUACUGCAAGUUAGAAUGUGGAGCGCACUUAUUUGCAACUGAUGAAACUAGAAUUCAGGACAAGAUUUGUUUAAAACCUUUAUUUCACCACCUGUUGUUCUCUGUAAUGUAGGCAACAAAACAGAACUUGUUAAAACCGGAUGCCAUAUUUGUCAGCAUUUAGAUGGGAUGCGACUAUCUUCUUCGGUGGGGGAAAUUCUGCACGUGUCCUUUUGAAUGCUUGAACAAUAGUAAUUAUUUCCCUAGGAAAUACCAUUUAAAUAUCUGGUUAUCAGAUGUUAGAAUUGCUGCUCUUAUUUGCUUGCUUCUAUAAUGAUGUAUAUACAUAUUGAUGCUCGUAUUAGCUAUUUUAUGUUUGUGCUGAUACGGUACAAACAUAUAUAAAAUGGCUAAAUGGAAAACAGGCUUCGACGUUGAUGUUGACCAAAUGGAGAUGAAAUGGAACAGAGUUGCUGAAGUUGCUUGUUUUUCCA